Molecule: messenger RNA, 600 nt
Organism: Diatraea saccharalis (sugarcane borer)
Lineage: Eukaryota; Metazoa; Arthropoda; Insecta; Lepidoptera; Crambidae
Source: the annotation of a GenBank genome assembly
AUGUCUUCACCGCCUCGAGCUCGUCAAGAGGAAUCAAAAUUUCAAAUUACUUUACAGGAAUUAAAGGCCACCAAGGAGUUGGUUGAGCAAUUACUUAGGGAGAGGGAGGACAAUGAAAAAGAGUUAUUGGAUGUGCUAGAAAAGAAUAAGCUAUGUAAAAAAGAACUGUCUGAAUUGCAUUGUAAUUAUUUAAUAAUAACUGAGGAGAAAGAUAGAUUACAGUUAGUAAUAGAAGGGUUCGACCAAUGCAGAAGUGAGUAUGAGAAGGCCCUUAGGCUCAUUUCUGGAUUGGAACAGCAACUACAGGAGGCUAACGAUUGCAUAUAUAAACUGGAAUCUGAGCAAACAAAGGUUAUGGCCUCUCAGAACCAGAGUCUAUAUGAUGAGUUGCAAGGCUGCACUUUGGUGUCAGCAGUAGGAAGCGACCUGUCACUGCCCGGCAUAAUAAAGGUUAUGUUGGAGAUUGGUGGUGGCAUCCCUUUGCGAAGAAACUAUGUCGCAGAAGGUGGCCGUGAUGUGGAUUCGUGGUUCGCUCGCGCGGUAUCGAUCCACAGCAUGAGUGUUCGGUGGAGACACUACGCCAAUGCUAAGUUUCUAUAA